This is a messenger RNA of Drosophila serrata, 2873 nucleotides long. It is a transcript of the gene Myd88, whose product is annotated as myeloid differentiation primary response protein MyD88. Gene Ontology annotation, molecular function: Toll-like receptor binding; TIR domain binding. NCBI's taxonomy places the organism in Eukaryota, Metazoa, Arthropoda, Insecta, Diptera, Drosophilidae. Gene Ontology annotation, cellular component: plasma membrane. Gene Ontology annotation, biological process: MyD88-dependent toll-like receptor signaling pathway; toll-like receptor 4 signaling pathway; defense response to Gram-positive bacterium. The record is from RefSeq and is a predicted model, not a curated record.
UAUCGUGAUCUGUGCUCAGAAAAAAAAACGCAGCAGGGAAAAAAGUGAAGAUAAAUUAAUUAGCAAUUAGCAAUUAGCCAGUGUGUAAAUAUUGCGAGCGUGUAAAACAGCCGCCGCCAGACUAGAACCAGCUGAGUUGAUAGCUCCCAUUGUCCCAAACCGUGCCAGCGUUCCGCGUGGACGUACGUGAAACCAAAAUAAACAAGUGAGGAAGGAGCAGGGCAAAGCGGAGGAAGAGAGACGAGACAACGGAGCAGAAACAAAAGCACAAAGCGGCGGACAGAACCAGUUGAAAAAAAACAACAAACCGGAGCGGACGAGCACACGAGCAAUCUCUCGCCAAGUCGAAAUUUAUUUUUGUGUUUAGUGCGCCCCUGUGUGUAUGUGUGUGUGUGUGUGCGCGAAUAUAUAUAUAAUAUUUAAACAAAAAUCAUACGCCAGACAAGAAGAUCUCGCAGCGGCAGACAGAUAAAUAAAAACCGAAUUUGAAUCCCCCCAAAAACAAAAAGAAGACGACAACAGAAAACCACAAUCGAGGGACAAAAACAACGCCGACGACGGAGACGGAGACGGUGACGCGGCAGGCAAAGGUGCUGGAGGUCACUCGCGGCACAUUUCGCGCACGGUCGUCUGUCCCCCCGCUGUCCAUGUCCCCCCUGCCCCGACUUGACACCACCCCCGGACGCGUAACCAGUUCGAGUUCCAUCCGCCCGCAACAGAGCACGCGCGAUCUUCACACACAAAAAAAAAAAAAUACAAAUAAUUAAGAAAAAAAGCGAGGAGAACGUAAAAAACAAUAGCGAAGCUCACGCGCUUCUCUUUUAUUAUUAUUGUGUGCGCUCUCGACUGAUAAACGUCAGUUGAUAAAUACAUUUUGUCGUCGCAUCCAGCAGCAGGAAUAAGCAGAGACAGAGACAGCGACGACGACGACGACGGGGAGUAAAGGGGAACAAACACCAGCAAACAAACACCAAUUAUUCCAAUAAAGCCAGCGCCAAGUGCGAAUGCGCCCUCGAUUUGUAUGCCAUCAGCAGCAGCAGCAGCACUCGGCGGCAGCGGCGGCGGCUACCCAUUCCCACUUCCACAUCCAUUCCCAUUCCAAUACCCAUACCCAUUCCCAUAACCACGUCCAGCCUGAGCCGCGUCCACAUUCCCACAUUGACGUCAGCUAUCGACGUUAUCGCAACGCUACCAGCAUGGUGGUGGCAGAGACGGGCGGCGGCGGCCUGGUCGGCAUGGGAAUGGGAGUCAUGGACACCUCCGCCGGAUCGGGACACUUCAAUGAGACACCGCUCUCCGAGCUGAGCAUGGAGACACGCACCCAACUGUCGCGCAUGCUCAACCGCAAGAAGGUCCUGCGUUCGGAGGAGGGCUAUCAGCGGGAUUGGCGUGGAAUUUCGGAGCUGGCCAAGCAAAAGGGUUUCGUGGAUGAGAAUGCCAAUAAUCCCAUGGAUCUGGUACUUAUCAGCUGGAGCCAAAGGAGUCCGCAAACCGCGAAGGUCGGACACCUGGAGAACUUCCUCGGCAUCAUCGAUCGAUGGGAUGUCUGCGAUGAUAUCCAGGAGAAUUUGGCCAAGGACACCAGUCGCUAUAAUGUCAAGCGGGAGCAGCGACAGGCAGCUUUGGUGGAGGCCUGUCCUCCGCCUCCCAGUGACUGCUUCGAGGCCAACAACAACAAUAGCAACUACAGCAGCAGCAACAACAUCACCGUGGGCCAGAGUGUCCAAAUCCUGAGCGAUGAGGAUCAGCGAUGUGUCCAGAUGGGUCAACCGUUGCCCCGAUAUAAUGCCUGCGUUUUGUACGCCGAAGCGGAUAUCGAUCAUGCCACCGAGAUCAUGAAUAAUCUGGAAUCGGAGAGGUACAAUCUCAGGCUCUUCCUGCGUCACCGCGACAUGCUCAUGGGCGUUCCCUUCGAGCACGUGCAGCUCUCCCACUUCAUGGCCACCCGCUGUAAUCACCUGAUUGUGGUGCUCACCGAGGAGUUUCUCCGGAGUCCAGAGAACACAUACCUCGUGAACUUCACCCAGAAGAUACAAAUUGAGAAUCACACUCGCAAGAUCAUACCAAUUCUGUACAAGACAGACAUGCAUAUACCCCAAACUCUGGGCAUCUAUACGCACAUCAAAUACGCCGGCGACUCCAAGUUGUUUAACUUCUGGGACAAGCUGGCCAGAUCGCUGCACGACCUGGAUGCCUUCUCCAUCUACGCGCCGCGGCAAGUGCAAACACCCUCUCCCAUGGAGGAAUCGGCACCUCAGCGUGUGACCACACCGAGCAUACGGAUACAGAUCAACGACAAGGACGUCACCGAUAUGCCCAGCUACAAUAAUAGCUACAACAGUGUACCGGAAGCGGCAGAGACCACAGUAGUUUCGGUAUCUGGCGACACCAGCUUGCCGCUGCCGGAGAUGAAGCCCAAGAAGAAGGAUCGGUUUCUGCGCAAGUUCACCCAUAGCUUUGGCAAAACACCAAAAAGCGAUAGUGGCAAGCCUUUGCGGCACGCUCACUCCGUCAGCACCAUCAAUGUGACGGAACGGGAGAGGACACUGAGUGCGAGUAGCUCCAAUAUCUCCACGACAUCGGAGAGCAAGAAGAGCUCCAUCAAAUGGCAGCCGAAUAUACUGAAGAAGGUUCUAUUCUCGCGAUCCAGCAGCAAGCUGCAGACGCCAGGCUGAGGAGGAGACCCCCUUGAGUCCCUCUUUUCUGCUCGUGUGUGUGCCCAGUCUAGUUACCACCCUCCAUGCUUAGUGAUAAUCCGUAGCCUGUAAACCUAAUCAAAGUCAAAUAACUAACUUAAUACUACUUAGACGCACUUGUUAACUUAUAUAAGACAACAACGAAUAAAGACAAUACCACAUAUGUACGUACACAUA